UGUAAAUGUAAACCGUCUCUCAUGUUCCAUAGAAUACUUUCAAGAUAGGGAAUCAUCUAAUGUUGUUAAUUUGGGUGAACUAUCCCUUUACCAAGUCACUUUUGGCUCGAGGAAUGAAUGAUUUGUUUAUCUCAUCCUUGAUCGAAAAGUCUAUGUUUUUUCUCACAGAAAAUGAGGACAACACUUCAGCGAAAACACUCUGGCAAAUCGGCCAUGACAAAGGCUUUCAGCAAACCGAAGGGCCACAGCAGGGAUGGCGUCCCAGUCCCAUCACCAAGAGCACGGCUGAUCCAAAGCCUAACGUCCCAGAGUGCAGAGUUUGUGAUGGAGGAGCACAUGCAGAUCAGCACUGGACUGUAGACCCAAGAGAGACACUUUUCAGUGACACAUUCAUCAUCACUAAAUCAAAGUCUUCCUCAAGCCUCAAACUGAAGGAGAGUGUGAGGCUGUGUGAGAUGUGGUUGGGUUCUUGCAUUGAAGAGGAUGAUGAGAGAAAACUGACCUCAAAGAACUCCUUUGUCAUUGGCUGGCCUACCACCAAUUACGUGGUGACUCUCAGGCACAUCACCAAAUCCAAGACAGUGGAAUAUCCUAGCAAUCUAACCAUGAAGGUUGUUCUCAUACAUUUUGGAACUAGUGCAAUGACAACUGUGAAUGUGGACAAUAAAGACGAAGUUGACAAAGUACACAGGAUCUUCACCCAACAGUUAAGACUCACUGGCAGACCCACUGACUACCGGCUCUGGGUUGUCUCAGGGAGAGAGGAAGCCCCAUGCCCUCUUAUUGUGGAGUCUUACCAGCAGGUCGACUCGUCUGAUUAUUGGGACUGAGAGAAGCAAGAAGGACUUCACUCUCCUAGCAGGGAACCUUUUUCCUGCCAUUGGAGAAACUGGUCUUGAAAGAGAUUUUGGGGCUUCUGAAUGAGGUUGACUCCUUGAAAAAGCAACAUGUGACUGAGGACAGUGCUUAUAGCUGUGGGAAUCUAGACUUAAUGUCUUCUCUCUCCAGUAGGUCUAUCUGCUCCCUGAUGGGGGCACAAGGUUUUUGCUCAGCCUACUGCUCCUCAGAGCCCAUUGUGUGUCUAAGCUCCCCCAGGUUGGGGGCCCACAGCCAGCUCUACACUCUUGUUGCCCGCCAGUCCAGCUGCGAUGCAGCAGUGAUGUGUGGCCAUGCAGACCACUCCCAACACACACACAAAUCCCACACUAAGGGGCUACUAAAGUGGGACAGCAGCCCCAGGGUAGGUGGCAGCAAGUCUAGGUAUGCCUUCUGGAGGUCCCCUCAUGUAGCCUCAAGGUUCUGGCACCUUGCCCAGAGGCUGGCCGUGUCCAACAGGUCCAGUUUCUCCAGCCUAUCCUCCACAGGCACCUCUCCAUCUACCUCCUCUCUGAACUCCAAAGACAGCGCCUUCGCCUUCUGCACCGACUCUGUGUCCUCUCCCAACGAGCCCAACUCCCUCCCCUUCCUGUUCGGCAUGUCGGCACGGUUACACCCUCUCACUCCAGACACCACAAAGAAAUUCCCAAAAGAUUGGAGCAUGACAUUCCCAGUGGCAGUUGCUCAGGCACCCAAGGAUCUGGACGGGUAUAAUUGGUCUGAUGAGAGAAAGGGAGACUAGAAGCAUUGCCAUUAUAUUAGCAUUCAGAAUAGAGAAGACCACCAGAUGCUCACCCAAAGCCUCUGUAGUUUAAAAGGUGAGUAUAUUCAAAGCCCUGUCUCUCAACCAGACAGUGAAAGGAUUCUCUCUGAUUGGAGAGGGGAGCAGGCGCACCAGAGCCAGAAGGAUAAAGUGUUCAAGUUGUCAGAGUCAAAAGGACAGACCAAAGAAACAUCCAUUGCACGCAUACAGCUGAGAAAUAAAAACAUCUGUCUGUCAAGAAGGAAGAGGUAAAGGGGACGAAAAUGACAUUUUACACCUCCUCUAACAGAAUGCUGGUGAAAAAAACAGUCUGAUCAAUCUGUGGAACAGUGUGGAGUCUCUCUGGUAUCUGACACAGGGAGAGAACAUCAGGAAAAUGUGGAACUGCUGGCCCAAAGUGUGUAGCUCCACAUACCCCGGACAGUGUCCUAUGGUCAAAACACUCCACUGGUCCUGCAGUUUGUGUCAACCAGACAAUUUGCAAAUAACAAGAAAGGAUCAAAGGCCAAAACAGAUAUUCACCUUGGUGAAGUGGUCCCUGAACAGUUGGGUGGUGGGUGCACUCCUCUCUCCCACACAUCAUCUAAAACUCAUGCCAAAACUGCAAGCACAAUCAGCCACAAGACUGCAAGCACAAUCAGCCAAAACACUGCAAGCACAAUCAGCCACAAGACUGCAAGCACAAUCAGCCACAAGACUGCAAGCACAAUCAGCCAAAAGACUGCAAGCACAAUCAGCCACAAAACCGCAUGUGCAAUCAGCCACACUAUUAAAAUAAAACUGCAAGCAACUGUCAGAAAUACUGUGAGAGAAUACUUCAACUCAAGUGACAGCAAGAAUGGCCACUGAGAUGCAAAACGGAACGAAAAAGAGCUCCUCCAGUGGCAAAAUAAAAUGUUGGAAUCAACAGAAAAUGCCACAAAGCGAUCACAUGUUGAGGAGUUGUCUGAUUGUUAAUGCUCAUCAUUUGGUGUUUUGUAAUGGGCUGUCAGAAUGUAGAUCAUCCUGGGUUAUUUCACCCUCCUCUUUGUGUGUAUUUUUUGCGAAAUUAUAAAUUAAGUCAAUGAAGGAUCCCACUGGGCAGAGACAUCAGUUCAACGUCUAAUUUUGAUUAACUUUAAGUUGAGUUGUCAUCUAAGGUGAAUUCAACGUGAAAUCAAGAAAACAUUUCACCAUGUCAUUAGAUUUAGGUAAAACAAUGGGUGAAAAUAAUUCGAAAUUAUCUUAUAUAGAUGACUUUUUGCAAAUCCAAUCUGUUUUUACACAUGGAUUCAACAUCAUCACAUUUCAUUUUUUGGUUGAAAUUAUGUGUAAACAACAUUGAUUCAACCAGUUUUUGCCCAGUUGGAUGGUGCAGAUUGAAUGCAGGCACUCAAACCACUCAGACAGAGCACUUCCUCCAACUGAGUUGGGAUUCAUAACCUUAAUCAUUUUCUAUACAGAAGCAUUAUGAAUAAGGACCAGACAUCUUGACAUCACUAUGAUGUAUGUGUUUCCUAAUGGGGUUGUGAUAAUCUGUCGGUGAAAAAGUAAAAACAACCAAAUUUGAGGCAAAUUAGGUAUAAGAUGCACAACUUGUAUAUGGGCAAACACACACAUUUAUUUAAGUUUUCAUGGCCUGGAUUCUGUUUUGCAAACAAAAUAAAUAUACAGAAUAAUUGUAACAAUAUAAAUACCUGAGAUGGAAUAUUAUCCAAACUGAGUUCCAAAUAAUGUAACAUGAUUGUAUGGUGUGCAACACAUAUUCCUGCUGAAUAGUUAACAUCUGGUUAAUAAGUAAUCACCUACUUCUAUCUUUUAUCGCUUGUUGGGGAAUCAUCAGAAUUGGUUGGUAACAUAGGUAAGAUGUUUUAUAUUCAUCAUAUGUUUGUAAAAGUUACUUCUCAUCAGAAUGUUAUUUUUGUAUAAUACUGUGGCAGGGUUGCAGUAUCUGUUCUAUGUCAAGACUAAGUUGCUUGGGCCGGAGAGAGGGGAGAGGUCAAGCGUGUAUCUCUUGGCUCCACAAUGUCUGUGUGCCAGUCACUGUGUCUCUGUGAUCUUGUCAAGAUAGGAUGGAUUUGAUAUAUGCCUGUUGAUAUGGAGGAUUUGUUUAUGGUUCUGAGUUUGAGAAGAGAGCAUAGCUGAACGAUAAAUUAUGCCUAUGCUGUCUUAUCAUGUGUGUCUUUUGCUAUUAAAGGAUCUCAGUUGCAAUGUAGAAGGGACUCUCAGAGAAUUCACUGAUAGACACUGAAUUGAUCUGAGAGUCACAGGGUUGUGAUAGAGCUCAUAUACAGUGCCUUGCGAAAGUAUUCAGCCCCCUUGAACUUUGCGACCU
This is a messenger RNA of Oncorhynchus masou masou (cherry salmon), 3953 nucleotides long. It is a transcript of the gene arhgap20b, whose product is annotated as Rho GTPase activating protein 20b. The transcript is spliced from 7 exons. The record is from RefSeq and is a predicted model, not a curated record. Gene Ontology annotation, molecular function: GTPase activator activity. NCBI's taxonomy places the organism in Eukaryota, Metazoa, Chordata, Actinopteri, Salmoniformes, Salmonidae. Bases 60 to 830 code for a protein of 256 amino acids.